Meriones unguiculatus (Mongolian gerbil) is the source of this 5522-nucleotide messenger RNA. It is a transcript of the gene Col17a1, whose product is annotated as collagen type XVII alpha 1 chain. Lineage: Eukaryota; Metazoa; Chordata; Mammalia; Rodentia; Muridae. The transcript has 54 exons. Bases 244 to 4677 code for a protein of 1477 amino acids. The record is from RefSeq and is a predicted model, not a curated record.
AACCGCGGCACACCUUUGUCAGGACUUGUUUUGAAGCAAAGCGCUGAAGGAAACAAGAGGGAGAGAAGAAGCGAACAUUUUUGAAAGAUCACUCAGCUUUAACACACCUUGGCUGGGUCUGGAUAAAAAAAAAAAAGUGGCACUGCAAACUUCUAGAAGAAAGGCAUCAGAGGAAGGAAGAGAGGGGGUGUCCGCUCACAACUGCCUCCAGUUCCUCCAGACUUGAAGCCAGGUGGCUAUGGGAUGGAUGUGACCAAGAAAAACAAGCGAGAUGGCACUGAAAUCACUGAAAGAAUUGUCACAGAAACAGUAACUACCAGACUCACAUCCUUACCACCAAAAGGGAGCACCAGCAAUGGAUACGCUAGAACAGGCUCUCUCGGUGGAGGGAGUCGGCUGGAGAAGCAAAGCCUGACUCAUGGUAGCAGCGGCUACAUCAACUCAAGUGGGAGCAUCCGAGGCAGCGCGUCCACCUCCAGUUACCGGAGAGCCCACUCGCCGGCCUCUACCCUGCCCAACUCUCCAGGCUCCACUUUUGAAAGGAAAACGCACGUGACCCGCCAUGGAACUUACGAAGGGAGCUCUAGCGGCAACUCCUCCCCUGAGUACCCGAGAAAGGAACUCGCAUCUUCUGCAACCAGAGGACGAAGCCAAACACGGGAGAGUGAAAUUCGAGUUCGGCUGCAGAGUGCAUCACCGUCCACCAGAUGGACAGAAUUGGAUGAAGUCAAGCGUUUGCUUAAGGGAAGCCGAUCUGCAAGUGCCAGUCCCACCAGGAACACCUCCAACACACUCCCCAUCCCCAAGAAAGGCACCGUAGAGACCAAAAUGGUGACCGCAAGCUCCCACUCAGUGUCAGGGACCUACGACGCGACAAUGCUGGACACCAACCUUCCCCAGCAUAUGUGGUCCUCCACCUUGCCUGCAGGGUCCUCCAUGGGGACCUAUCACAACAACAUGACAACCCAGAGCUCAUCUCUGCUCAACACCAACGCCUACUCGGCAGGAUCAGUCUUUGGAGUGCCAAAUAACAUGGCGUCCUGCUCGCCUACGCUGCAUCCGGGGCUCAGCAGCUGCUCUUCAGUGUUUGGCAUGCAGAACAAUCUGGCCCCCAGCUCUUCUGGCCUUUCCCAUGGCACAACCACCUCUUCCACAGCAUAUGGUGUGAAGAAAAAUGUGUCCCAGCCGCCCACUGUCACCAGCACUGGUGUGUCCACCUCUGCUGCCUGCACCACCAGCGUCCAGAGUGACGACCUCUUGCAUAAAGACUGCAAGUUCCUGAUUCUGGAGAAAGACAACGUACCAGCCAAGAAGGAGAUGGAGCUCUUGAUCAUGACCAAGGACAGUGGGAAGGUCUUCACCGCCUCCCCCGCCAGCAUCUCUUCAACUUCUUUUUCAGAAGACACCCUGAAGAAAGAGAAGCAGGCAGCGUAUGCUGCGGACACCUGCCUAAAGGCAGACGUGAACGGAGACCUAACUACCGUGUCCACGAAGGGCAAGGCCAUCUCCGCAGAAAACCACAGCUAUGACCAAGGUGGUGGCGGUGGUGGAGGCAAAGGCGGCGUGGGUGCUGGCAGCGGCAGCGGCGCUGGUGUCAGGGGCGGAGCGUGGGGAGCCGCACCUGCCUGGUGCCCCUGCGGGUCCUGCUGCAGCUGGUGGAAGUGGCUGCUGGGCCUGCUGCUCACCUGGCUGCUGCUGUUGGGUCUGCUCUUCGGCCUCAUUGCUCUAGCGGAGGAGGUGAGGAAGCUGAAGGCCCGGGUGGAUGAGCUAGAAAAGACCAGGGUGCUGUACCAUGAAGACAAGACGGAGAGAAGCAGCAAGGACCGCCUCCACGGUGAUGCACCCAGCCUGGGACCUGGCCUAGGCAUAGGGCCUGGCUUAGGAAAAGCUGGGCUGGAUGACUACAGCCAGGAGGCCAUCUGGCUGUUCGUAAGGAACAAGCUGAUGACAGAGCAGGAAAACGGAAAUCUCAGAGGAAACCCUGGUCCAAAAGGUGACAUGGGAAGUCAAGGCCCUAAAGGAGACCGAGGCCUUCCUGGGACUCCAGGUAUCCCCGGGCCCCUGGGCCACCCUGGCCCAGAAGGACCAAAGGGACAAAAAGGCAGCAUUGGAGAUCCUGGCAUGGAAGGACCCAUAGGCCAGAGAGGACUAGCAGGCCCCAUGGGCCCUCGUGGCGAACCUGGGCCUCCCGGGUCUGGAGAGAAAGGAGACAGAGGGAUUGCUGGAGAACAAGGUCCUCGGGGCCUUCCUGGUGUCCCAGGUUCUGUGGGUCCCAGAGGUCCCAGUGGCUCUCCUGGUCCCCAGGGCCCCUCAGGCUCUAUGGGUCCCCAAGGGCCCCGAGGUGAAGUGGGACUUCCUGGUGUCAAAGGUGACAAAGGACUCAUGGGAUCACCAGGACCCAAAGGUGACCAGGGUGAGAAAGGACCCAGAGGCCUCACAGGGGAGCCUGGCAUUCGAGGUUUGCCUGGAGCUGUGGGCGAACCUGGAGCCAAAGGCGCGAUGGGUCCCGCUGGCCCUGAUGGACAGCAAGGCCCCAGAGGUGAGCAAGGCCUGACAGGAAUGCCUGGAACCAGGGGCCCACCAGGACCCUCUGGAGACCCAGGAAAGCCAGGUCUCACAGGACCCCAAGGACCUCAGGGACUUCCUGGUAGCCCUGGCCGACCAGGGCCUAAAGGUGAACCUGGCGCUCCAGGCAGAGUUGUCACUUCAGAGGGAUCAUCAGCAAUCACUGUCCCCGGACCUCCCGGACCUCCCGGUGCCAUGGGACCACCAGGACCUCCAGGGACCCCAGGUCCUGCUGGCCCUGCUGGUCUCCCAGGACAGCCAGGCCCACGAGGCGAACCAGGAAUUGCUGGUGACUCAUUCAUAAACAGCGGCAGCUCCAUCUCCGAGGUCCUGUCUGCCCAAGGUGUUGAUUUACGAGGUCCCCCUGGCCCACCUGGACCACGAGGGCCGCCAGGGCCUUCCAUCCCAGGCCCUCCAGGACCCAGAGGCCCACCAGGGGAAGGUGUGCCAGGCCCACCAGGCCCUCCAGGACCUUUCCUGACUGACUCAGAAACCUUCUUCUCUGGCCCUCCAGGCCCCCCGGGCCCUCCAGGUCCCAAGGGAGACCAAGGUGAUCCUGGUGUCCCAGGUACUCCUGGCAUCCCUGGUGGACACUCGCUCGGGGGAUCGUCCAGCACUAUGUACAUGCAGGGCCCCCCUGGGCCCCCAGGGCCCCCCGGGCCUCCAGGCUCCCUCAGCAGCUCUAGCCAGGAUAUCCAGCGCUACGUUGCAGAGUACAUGCAGAGUGACAACAUCAGGACUUAUCUCUCUGGAGUUCAGGGUCCCCCAGGCCCACCAGGUCCCCCAGGGCCUGUCAUCACCAUCACAGGAGAGACUUUCGACUACUCCCAGCUGGCAAGCCAGGUGGUGAGCUACUUGCGGGCAUCGGGCUACGGUGUCACUUUGUCCUCUGCCUCCUCCUCGGAAGAUAUCCUGGCCAUGCUGCGACGGAAUGAUGUGUGGCAGUACCUACGUCAGCACCUGGUGGGCCCUCCUGGUCCCCCAGGGCCUCCAGGAGGCAGCGGAGACGGGGCCCUCCUGUCUUUGGACUACGGAGAGCUGAGCAGACAGGUUCUCAACUAUAUGUCAAGUUCUGGGAUCAGCUUUGGACAUCCUGGCCCACCGGGACCCCCUGGCCUGCCAGGAACAUCCUACGAGGAGCUACUCAGCAUGCUCCGAGGGUCGGACUACAGAGACAUCAUUGGACCUCCAGGGCCCCCAGGGCCACCCGGGAUGCCAGGCAGUGCAUGGUCCAGCAUCAGUGUGGAGGACCUCUCAUCUUACUUACACAAUGCUGGCUUGUCCUCCAUGCUAGGCCCUCCAGGCCCUCCAGGGCCCCCGGGUCCUCGGGGGCCCCCAGGUGUCUCAGCAGCUCUGGCUACCUACGCAGCUGAAAACAGUGACAACUUCCGCAGCGAGCUGAUUAGCUACCUCACAAGUCCUGAUGUCCGCAGCUUCAUCGUCGGCCCUCCAGGCCCUCCGGGGCCACAGGGACCACCUGGAGAUAGUCACCUGAGGGAGAGCUACAACUGGGGUAGCAGCUCCUCAGCCAGACGGGGCACUUCCUACGGCUCUUCCACAGGCGUAGGGGGGGCCAAUGGAGGCUCCCUGGGUGAAGGGGGAACCUUUGGCGCAGGAGAUGGGGGACCCUAUGGUACUGACAUUGGCCCAGGCAGAGGCUACGGGGCAGCUGCAGAAGGUGGCAUGUAUGGCCCCGAUGGCGGGUCAUUCCGGGCUGGCUUCACUGGAGACCUGGAUUACAACAAGCUGGCCGUGCGGGUGUCAGAGAGCAUGCAGCGUCAAGGUCUGCUACAAGGGAUGGCCUACACUGUCCAGGGUCCACCAGGCGCACCUGGGCCCCAAGGCCCUCCUGGCAUCAGCAAGGUCUUCUCUGCCUACAGCAACGUGACACAGGACCUCAUGGACUUCUUCCGGACUUACGGAGCGAUCCCAGGCCCACCUGGGCAGAAGGGAGAGGCGGGAACCCAGGGACCCAAAGGUGACAGGGGCCCUGCUGGACCACGAGGUCCUCCUGGGCCACCCGGCCCUCGAGGGAGCAAAGGAGAGAAAGGAGACAGAGGUGACCAAGUCUACAUGGGGAGGAGGAAGAGAAGUAUUGCCACCAAGCCAUAAACUGCACUUGGCAGAGGCACCAGGUUCUUGGACCAGUUCUUGCUGUGCGCUUGGGUACCCAUGUCCAAGGGUCCCCAGCAGGUCAAAACUGGAAUUGGCCCACAUCCUGCUGAGACCAAGUCACCUAGCAACACUUGUUUUAGUCUGAACAAAAUAUACACAUACAGAAAAUUCAAGGACACAUAAUCUGAAACAGCUCCAUUGGUUGGGUGGACCUUCGGAAUAGCUACAAUGUUUACUAUGAGACUUAACCUCUGCUAUGUAGAUCUGAGCUCCCUGGCUUCUUCAGCACUUAGCUCAGCCUCGACCUCAGAAGCCAGCCAGUUACAUACAUGUUGGCUGAGGGGUCUUGGAGCUUUGCCUAAAAAAUGAGCCCAGAACAAUGGAAAAUGGGAAUGAGGGCCUCUGUGGGGGUGACGUGAUGGGAGACAUCUGGCUAGUUACAAAGGCUAUGCUGUCAGGCUCUUCCUCCCCUGUUCACCCCACAUUCUCCAGUCACAGAAAAGAAGUGACACUCUCAAGUGAGGAACUCAGAAGUUCCUGGAAGGAGGUGACACUGCAGAUAGUUAUCACAGUAGAGAUGCCAGUCACCUUCCCACUGGCUUACAAAGCCUGACUGGUCGUAGCUGUGGCCUGUGCCCACAGGUGCAUGCCACCACACUAGACCACAGCAGACAGGACAGAGGGGCAGUGGCAAGGAAGGAAGAGAGGAUCUGAGGAAACAGGGCUUCCACACCUCCGGCUCUGCACGUAGGAAAUGGCACAGAAGACUGGGUGCAGUUUGUUCUUAAGCACUUUUCACUGUCUACAAACAUUUGUAUGUAAUCUGUAAGAUGAAAAAUCAU